Stylophora pistillata is the source of this 2539-nucleotide messenger RNA. RefSeq lists its product as uncharacterized. NCBI's taxonomy places the organism in Eukaryota, Metazoa, Cnidaria, Anthozoa, Scleractinia, Pocilloporidae. The record is from RefSeq and is a predicted model, not a curated record.
UAAGAAUUAAUUUCACGUGGGCUGAUGAUGAAUCGGUCAGCCAAAGUACACAGCUGGGACACAGUGUACAUUGUUUCGAACGAUCAAAUUCAGGAUUGCGAGAUUGUGGAUCAUUAGGCGGAACUUAACUCUACUGUCUUGCCGUUGCCUCUUUUCAUCUAAUCGAUACCGGAGAUCAGUGCAAGCAGGAGAUUGAAGCGAAUUUGAAGCCCAUAGAGUGGGAAGGUCAGCUUUAUCUGCAAAUUCUGUUUGAAAGCUUAUGAGAACAUGGCUAGUCCCGAAGUACCUAACGACUUAGCUGACGCUGGUGGGACAGAGUCCAACAUAAAGGGCCCUCAAGUUGAGGCGUCUGCAGCGAAAGAAGAAAUCAACAUCCUCAUACUGGGAGAGACUGGAGUGGGCAAAUCCACGUGGAUUAAUGGUAUUGCCAACUAUGCAAAGCACGAGUCUCUCCAAGACGCUAUGAACGACCCUGAUUUCACCGUCUUGAUUCCAUCUAGAUUUACUUUCACAAAUGAAAUUGGAGAAGAGAUAAACAUCGCCUUUGGGGCUGCUGAUGAUAAUGAAGUUCUCUCUAGUGGUCAAUCUGCUACUCAAUUUCCUCAGGAGUACAGACUUGAGACCAACACCACAAUCUUCUACCUUAUUGACACUCCGGGCAUUGGAGACUGUAGAGGAAUUAAAAAGGACAAGGAGAACUUCGAAAACAUCUUGAGCUUUCUUACCUGCUAUGAAAAAAUCAACGCCGUGGUUGUUCUUCUCAAGCCUAACAAUGCAAGGUUGACAGUGGCCUUCAAGUUUUGUGUCUUAGAACUUCUGACUCACCUCCACAAGUCCUUGGUUUCCAACAUCAUGUUUGCCUUUACCAACUCCAGAGGGACUUUCUACAGACCAGGAGACAGCCUUCCAGUUCUUAAAAAGCUCCUCGAUGACAAUAGUAUCGAAAUAGAUGUCUCUCCCUCGAAUUAUUUUUGUUUUGACAACGAGGCUUUCAGGUUUCUGGCCUGUCACAAGAGUGGAAUUAACUUCACAUCUGAGGACAUUGAUCUCUACUCCAAAAGCUGGGUGAAGUCAUGCGAUACCACCUGCAGACUUUUCGAACGUGUAAAGAGUAUGACGCCCCAUGAUACUAAGAAGACCCUAAGCCUUAAUGAGGCGAGGAAUUGCAUCAUUGCCCUGAGCAAGCCAAUGGGUCAGGCAGUUGAGCUUAUUGAGAUGAAUUUAAAGAAGAUCAAAGAUGUGAAAGACCAGUGCCAGACAUUCGAAAAAGACAUCAAGGAAUUCCAGAGGGAACUCAGAUUUAAAGGCUUUGAUCUAGAAGUAGAACCUCUUGACUAUCCCAUGACAGUUUGUGCCGCCACUGCUUGCAAGAGGUAUGUACCAGUCGGAAAAUCAGGCCAGCAAAACAUUGUUUAUGAGCAAGUCUGCCAUGAUCACUGCAAUCUUUCAGGAGUUGCAAUCGAGACAACCAACAACGAUCAGCUCCAUGGCUGCUGCGCUAUGAGUGAUGGCAAGUGCAGGUUCUGUGGACACAACUACAGAGAGCACAUGCAUAUCCGCUACACAGCCAAUGUCGUUGAGAAGGAAUUCCUGUCAGAGGAAGCGCAGUCGGAAAUCAAAAAGAAGACCGACUUGAAGUCCCAAAAGCAAUCGUUCAUCAGAGAGUUGGAGAAGAACAUCAAGGAGCUUGAAGAAGAAAAGAAGUUCAUCUAUGAGUGCGCCAGCUACUUUGGUGUCUUCCUCAAGCAGAAUGCCAUGCUUGCCUAUAACGACUCCUUUUGUGAGUACCUGGACAUGCUGAUAAGGGAAGAGGAAAUGAAAGAGAAGGUGAUUAGAGACGAAGGGAAGAUUGCUCAAAUGAAGAAGGACAAGCAGACGUAUGAGGAAAAGAAGAACGUCAUCAUUGAAAACAUUAAGAAGGUCCCAGCGGAUGGCAAGAAAGCGGAAGUCAUGCCAAUAGAGAAGAUCAAUGAGAUGAGAGCAAAGCUUUGUUCCCUGAGGCACAAUGGAAAGACUUUAAGAGAGGCUCUAGAUGGCAUCAUUUCAACAAGACUGAAGAAUCAUAAAACCAAAGCAGUAAGCAAGAGCUGUGUGUAUGCCAAAACCAACAAUUCCUGGAUUCCUGGAUUCUUCUAUAAGAUAAAUCCAUUUAAAUCAUGGGGGAGCAAAAGGAGAAGCAACUUUAGCAUCUCUCAGUUCUAAAAGAUUCUAUUACACUGAGGAGAAAACAGAUGAGAAUGCAUUUGUGUGUUGGUAACAAGACCCUUCAAUGCAAGUAUUUGGAACUGACAAAAAAAUGUUUACUUAUUUCUCAAUUAUUUUCUUAUGCUAAUUGAGAGUGGUUUUAGAAUGUCUUAAACCAAGACCAAACCCAUCCACGCAACAAAUCAGAAUAUUGGUACAAAGUGCAAGGAGCGAAUCAGAACUCAAAGUAAGUGCACGUGACCGCCUCCGUAAGUGAAUAAGGCUUGACCAAGUCACCGUUGGUUUUGGUCUGUGUCUGAUUGGUUGGAAGGGUUGCGAAAGUUUCUUAGUCAAU